Molecule: messenger RNA, 320 nt
Organism: Hibiscus syriacus
Lineage: Eukaryota; Viridiplantae; Streptophyta; Magnoliopsida; Malvales; Malvaceae
Product: protein RRNAD1-like
Exons: 2
Coding region: 66-308 (80 amino acids)
Source: RefSeq, a predicted model, not a curated record
AUUCACUUUUUGAGAAAUUUUGCCAGUCUGGAUUAUUUCGUCUUGGGCUUAAACCAUCGAAUGAUAUGAGUUUCCAUGACAUUUGGAAGGAAGUUGAACCCUAUGUUAACCUUACUGGAGUAUACUGGUCACUUCGUGCUGCUUUCAGGCCUGUGUUGGAAACUCUUAUUCUUCUGGAUAGAUUAUUGUUCCUCCAGGAGCAAGGUGGUAAGCCGGAAGCAGUAAUGUUACCCAUUUUUGAUCCAGCAAUAUCCCCGAGGAAUGUCGCCAUCAUCGCCAGAAAGCUUGAUGCAGGUGUGGCUUCAUGACAUGGCUCAACA